Molecule: messenger RNA, 1107 nt
Organism: Fusarium oxysporum Fo47
Lineage: Eukaryota; Fungi; Ascomycota; Sordariomycetes; Hypocreales; Nectriaceae
Product: beta-lactamase/transpeptidase-like protein
Exons: 6
Coding region: 1-1107 (368 amino acids)
Source: RefSeq, a predicted model, not a curated record
AUGCCAUCUUUUGAAGAAAUCGUCCACUCCCUUCGUCAUCCCGACGGCGAAAGCAGCCAGCCCCUUCCACGAGUUACUCUGGGCGCUGUUAACAAAGACGGCUCUUUCUACUAUGCAAAGGCCUUUGGAGAGGAAUCGGAUGAAAGUCUGGCAACGGAUGGAGUACACUUCAUCGCAUCAAGCACUAAAUUUGUCACCACUGUUGCCGUAAUGCAAUGCGUGGAGAGGGGGCAGCUGAAUCUAGACGCGGAUAUUUCCGACAUCUUACCCGAAUGGAAAAAUCCUCAAAUCCUAACAGGGUUCGACGAGCAGGAUAGACCAACAUUUCAAGCGGCUACCAAAGCCAUCACGCUAAGACAUCUUCUAACUCACUCGAGCGGUAUGACAUAUGUGCACAUGGAACCGCUCUUAACCCAUUACGACCAACUUCCAGGCGUUGAGCCUAGGCGUCCCCAAUCGCUUAAAGAAAGGUUUUACACAAUUCUGGUUGAGCGAGUUACUUCUAUGAGGCUAGGAGAGUAUAUGAAACGUUAUAUAUUCGACGUUGUAUCUGUGCAUGAUGCCACAUUUCAUCUGGAAGAACGAGAAGACCUACGAGAACGAAUGGUAAACCAGUGGGAAAGAGUGGGACAAGAACUGAAGAUCGGGAAAUGCCCGGCCGCAGACCCGGUCACCGAUGAUCUCGGUGGCGGUGGACUGUAUUCCACUGUGACCGAACUUCUCAAGAUCUACCAUGGCGUUCUGAGCGAGAAGUUCCUGUCCAGGGAAACAAUCGACUUGAUGUUUCAGCCACAUCUAGUUAACAUCCCAGGCCUUCAAAAUCAAGAUGACUACUCAAUCUCCUACCGCAACGCGAUUUACAACGCUAUCCCGCCUAGUACUCCCGUGAGCUUUGGACUUGGUGGCUUGAUCAACUUAUCUCCAAUACCAAACCGACGCUCAGAAAACUCACUCUCCUGGUCCGGAAUGUCGAACUGCUACUGGUGGAUUGAUAGUAAGAAGGGUAUUGCAGGUGUCUACCUAUCACAGCUUGUUCCGACAGGUGAUCAGCAAGCUAUUAAAUUAUUAACUGCAUUUGAGAAAUUUGUUUAUAUGAAUAUAUUAUAA